This is a messenger RNA of Penicillium roqueforti, 1785 nucleotides long. RefSeq lists its product as uncharacterized. The record is from RefSeq and is a predicted model, not a curated record. The transcript has 5 exons. NCBI's taxonomy places the organism in Eukaryota, Fungi, Ascomycota, Eurotiomycetes, Eurotiales, Aspergillaceae. The coding region runs from base 1 to 1785 and encodes 594 amino acids.
AUGCCGGUUCGUGCUUAUCGGCCGUCCACUUGCAUUAAGAUUGGUAAAUACUGGUGCGUCAAGGGAGACGCUCUUGUUAAUAUGUUUAUGGGAUCGGACCGGAAAUUCCUCGGUGCUUUCAGAUUAUGCGGCUUCCGUACGGAUAUCCAGAAAUCUCUAGUCAUGACCAAGAACCCGAAAACAAAGCAGAUUGAAGUUUGGUUUAGACACCUAUGCACAGUCGGGGAGUACGAGAGACUAUGCGAAUCUAGUGCGACAAAUUCUGUAUUGAGUACAGGUUGGGUUGAGGGCUUCAGCGACACCAACGAAAAUUUGUUUCAUCUAGCAGAGAAUCUGCGAAAGGACGACCUCAUUGCCAUCCACUAUCCUCCGAGGAGAAGAAACGGAAAUGGACCGCCAAUUGUAUUGGUUGCUUGGUCAUACGGGUCACAGGAAUUCAAGUUUCCACAUCCUGAUGAUGAAGUGCCACCUGGCAUUCCUCUACUCGUUGCCGCUCGCACUAUGCUCGCACCGAUCGAAAUUCUCUGGUCAAGUGGGCCUAACCAGCCUCACGGAAGACCGCAUGGCUUUUUGCCAAAUACAUCGCUUUCACUGCGCGUCAAGGCGCCUAGGGAUGAUAGCCUAGAGUCUGGCAGUCCCCCAAGACGGUCGGACUUCCACCGUGAUAUAACAACGAGUGGAUCCGUGCACUCGCGGGAGACGCUGGCCCCAGCGCCAGCCCAAAGCCUUCCGCCCACAAGUGAACUCAGGGAUAAUUCAAUGUGCGCUAUCCCUCACCCACAAGAUGAGCAAGCCGCUCGAGCGGUUCAAGCGGUUGAAGAUUUCAUGAAAGCCCACAAAAUCAAUGUGGAAGAACUUGCGACAAUCGAGGAAGGUGGGAAGCUAUCAAAGGCAGAUAUUUUCUAUUUGCACUUUCCCCUAGGCAAUGAAGAAAUACAAAAGGAACUGCAGCUUCUUCAGGUGCACUUGAAGUAUCAUGAGAAGAUUCUUUUCACAAGCAACAGCCCUGGAGAUUGGGCAAAAUUUGUGCACAACAGCAGACAGGGUGUAGCCAUAUUUCACGAAUCAUUCGUUGGAUACGAUACUUUGCAGCCUCCUCUCAAUUCUGUGCUUCCUGCCCACUCGUUCAAUUUCUGGAUGGUUCGCAUUCAGAGACCACUCGAAUUAGUUGAUCCCCGGAUACUUGAAUGGAUCGAAAUGAGACUCGGUGACGAAAAUCACUCGCAAGAUCAUGGACUCCUGUUGCUCAUCUACACGUUGAUCAUCAAGAACAACGUUACGGAUCCUCGCGCAGCUUUGUUUGAUAAAGCCAGUCUACAUCACAACUCAAGAAGCAACGUUAUCGCACCCUCUCUGGAUGAAUACUGUAGUCGUACAGAGCACCACGACCUCAGAAUCAAGGACAAGGUUGAACGCGAUGCAGAUCAUCUGAUCGAAUUCUUCGCAGGGUGGUCAUUGAUUAACAUACCACGCUUCCGCAACUUCGUCGCUGUCACAUCACUCAGUGCUCCCACUGGGGCACGGUGGGACAAGUGGGGUCAUAUGACUGUCAUGCGAGGUGGUUUCGGCCAUUUCUUUAAACGGUUCAAAAUAGAUUCAUUGACCCUCAUGGCCUACCUGUCGGGUCCCAAGCUGCAGCCUUCUAGCCAAGCAACUACCCCGGUGGCCAUGAGCACACCCCAGACCCCGAAUUGGACAUCUCACAACUCCAAUGCCUCUAUUCAAUCGACCCUCACAGGCAGCAACGGCAAUGGCACGAAACAGUACCCUGCUCCCUACAAGUGA